Messenger RNA from Seriola dumerili (greater amberjack), 663 nucleotides. RefSeq names its product transcription factor Spi-B-like (gene spi2). The record is from RefSeq and is a predicted model, not a curated record. Gene Ontology annotation, cellular component: nucleus. Gene Ontology annotation, molecular function: sequence-specific DNA binding; DNA-binding transcription factor activity, RNA polymerase II-specific. Lineage: Eukaryota; Metazoa; Chordata; Actinopteri; Carangiformes; Carangidae. The coding region runs from base 1 to 663 and encodes 220 amino acids. The transcript has 5 exons. Gene Ontology annotation, biological process: regulation of transcription by RNA polymerase II; cell differentiation.
AUGGCUGUGGAAGAGAAUUCUUUCCAGGAGACUCAGUCUGAUUUGGAGGUGAUCUUAGAGUUCCUAGAGGAGUACUACAGACAAAGCACUGGAGAAAAUGUGGACAAGAUGUACUGCGCUGCAGGUGUGGAUGAAAGAAGUGCACCUGUGGAUGAAGCGUCAUGUGAGCAGCGCUGGACGUGGUAUGAGCCACCUAGCAUCAAGCCUGCACCUCAGCCCUUCCUGGCACAAUAUGCCCCACCACCCCUCAGCCGAAACACAACAGCGACAUUAUCUGAUCAUGUAUCAGUGCCAAAGUUUGUAUCAACACGACACGACGAGUCAACCAAACACAAGCCCACAGUGGCGGGGAACGGUAGGAAAGUGCGUCUCUUUCACUUCCUCUUUGAGAUGUUGGAGGACCCGAACAUGGCCCACUGUGUGUCCUGGGUGCCAGCGGCCGCCGGCGUUUUCCGUUUUUCCUCCAGGAACAAGGACCAGGUGGCGGCACUCUGGGGGCAGAGGAAGGGCAACAAGAGGCCCAUGACUUAUCAGAAGAUGUCCCGGGCCCUCAGGAACUACGCCAGGUCCGGGGAGAUCUUCAAGGUGAAGAAGAAGCUCACCUACCAGUUCAGCCGAGACACCCUGAUGUUACUGCAGAAGUGUCAUCGAGCAGAUUUCUAG